Dibothriocephalus latus is the source of this 222-nucleotide messenger RNA. Lineage: Eukaryota; Metazoa; Platyhelminthes; Cestoda; Diphyllobothriidea; Diphyllobothriidae. The record is from the annotation of a GenBank genome assembly.
AUGCGGUCCUGUCCACAGGAUCGCCGGCGGCUCGGUAGUGGCAAGGCCGAUUUCAACUUCAUCUCCCGGUUCCGGCACGAAAUGCGGAAGAACCAUCGGAAGGGUGUCAGCAGUCGCCGUCAGAAGGCGCCCGCGAUACAGUUGGAACUUGUCGGAAUGUAUGGCGAACAGGGAUGCCUCAGUCACUUUGGCGUCACAGAUAACAUACACGUUAUGCGGUAA